CAAACAACAGUCUUUUCUUCUUCGUCUACCCGCCUCACAAUUUUCUCACAGCGUAAAGCUCCAAACUUUAAUCCAAAAAAAAAAAAAAAAAUGCAGAGGCUUUACCUUCUUCCUUCGCCGUCUUCUUCUUCUCAUUCUCCUUCUGCAAACCCUAACUCUAGCUUCAUCCUCUUCUUCUCCUCUCAGAACUCCAUCACCACCAACCUGAACAACUUCCAAACUUCUCUCUCCACUCCCCGCUGCUCUUCCCGCGACUCAUCCUCCUCCUCCGCCGCUGCCGCCGUGCUUCCCUACGCCGCUGCCGCCGUUUCCUCAAACGGCGUCGCAUCGCCCAGGCGCGAUGUCGUGCCUAGGAGAGGUUCCACCUCGCCGGCGGAGAAGCUCCCGGUGGUCCGCCGGCCCCUUAUGGACGUCUCUGCCGGAGAUGAGGGCGACGAAGGCGGAUCGAAAUCGGCGGCGGCGAUUGACGCCGGACUUGCGGAGUUCGCGAAGAAGAUGCGGAUCUUCGAGCCCGGGGAGAGGGUGGUGGGAUCGCAGGAGAAGCCAUUGGCGGUGAACUUGGACUUGGCAUUGUACAAGGCGAAGGUUCUGGCCAGGAAUUUUCGCUUUGAAGAAGCUGAGGAGAUUCUUCAGAAGUGUAUAAGCUACUGGCCAGAAGAUGGGCGAGCUUAUGUGCUGUUGGGUAAAACUCUAAACAAACAAUCCAAGAAUUCUGAAGCUCGGGCUGUGUAUGAGAAAGGCUGCCAAGCUACUCAGGGAGAGAAUCCUUAUGUCUGGCAGUGUUGGGCUGUGUUGGAGAAGAAGUUGGGAAAUAUAAGGAGAGCAAGAGAACUAUUUGAUGCGGCCACGGUUGCCGACAAGAGACACAUUGCUGCCUGGCAUGGCUGGGCAGUUCUUGAGCUGAAGCAGGGUAAUAUCAGGAAGGCAAGGAAUCUUCUUGCUAAAGCUCUCAAAUUUUGCGGAGGGAACGAGUUCGUCUAUCAAACGCUUGCUUUGCUUGAAGCCAAAGCAAACCGCGUUGAGCAGGCUCGGUCUUUGUUCAGGCAGGCCACCAAAUCUAAUCCCAGAAGCUGUGCCAGUUGGCUGGCGUGGGCACAAAUGGAGAUGCAACAAGAAAAUAACUGCGCUGCCAGACGACUCUUUGAGAAAGCUAUACAAGCAAGCCCCAAGAACAGGUUUGCAUGGCAUGUUUGGGGAGUUUUUGAAGCCAAUGUUGGAAAUGUUGACAAGGGAAAGAAGCUUCUAAAGAUAGGUCAUGUACUUAAUCCGAGAGAUCCUGUUUUACUUCAGUCUCUCGCUUUACUGGAAUACAAACACUCAACUGCAAACCUUGCUCGAGUGUUGUUCAGAAGAGCAUCCGAAUUGGACCCAAAUCACCAACCAGUGUGGACGGCUUGGGGAUGGAUGGAAUGGAAAGAAGGAAAUAUAGCUAAAGCAAGGGAAUUAUACCAAAAAACAUUAUCCAUCGACUCAACUAGCGAAACUGCGGCACGAUGCCUGCAGGCUUGGGGAGUUCUAGAACAGAGAAUUGGCAACUUAUCAGCGGCUCGCAGAUUAUUUAGAUCCUCACUAAAUCUAAAUUCCCAGAGUUACAUCACAUGGAUGACGUGGGCAUCAUUAGAGGAGGACCAAGGAAAUGCCAUACGUGCCGAGGAAAUUCGUAACCUCUACUUUCAGCAGCGUACAGAAGUUGUGGAUGACGCUUCAUGGGCUAUGGGAUUUUUAGACAUCAUAGACCCGGCAAUUGACAGCGUAAAGAGACUUUUGAAGUUGGACCAAAACUCCUCGCAGGAUUCCUUGAGAAGAAUGGCUGCGAUUGAUGAUGAUCGCAUUGAAGAGGAAGAAUCAGUUGGCUCUUCCUCUAAUGGCACUGACAAGGAAGGCGAGAGUGGUUUUGAUUUGGAUGCUUUUGUUUCUGAAAAAUUGUCUUUGGACCCGAGAAAGCUGGAUUUUCUUUUGGAAACAACAAGAACUUAUUCACCAAAGAAAUCAAGAGAGCAUUUACAGCAAUGGAGGAGAGCAGAGUUAUGCCAAUGGAACACCAAUUCAGUAAUCCAUUAGUGAUAUUUGAGGGCCUUGACUAUUGUACGAUUACCAUUUUAACUCUGAAAUUAGUUAAUUGACACUUUUUUUUCACUUCUUUUUUAAUGUAACUUAAACCUUUGGGCUAAAUUUUUCCUUGGCUAGCCUUUCAAUUGUCAA
Messenger RNA from Morus notabilis, 2202 nucleotides. RefSeq names its product protein high chlorophyll fluorescent 107. Gene Ontology annotation, cellular component: chloroplast. The record is from RefSeq and is a predicted model, not a curated record. The transcript is spliced from 9 exons. NCBI's taxonomy places the organism in Eukaryota, Viridiplantae, Streptophyta, Magnoliopsida, Rosales, Moraceae. Gene Ontology annotation, biological process: mRNA processing; regulation of translation. The coding region runs from base 91 to 2061 and encodes 656 amino acids. Gene Ontology annotation, molecular function: single-stranded RNA binding; protein binding; mRNA binding.